Molecule: messenger RNA, 2778 nt
Organism: Nothobranchius furzeri (turquoise killifish)
Lineage: Eukaryota; Metazoa; Chordata; Actinopteri; Cyprinodontiformes; Nothobranchiidae
Product: fibrinogen-like protein 1-like protein
Source: RefSeq, a predicted model, not a curated record
UAUCUCUCUUGAUACAGAUAACCCUGUGUCUGUAUCGUAAUGUGGGCCUGGGUCUAAAGUCCAGACAUAACCAGGCAGGAGACGGAGGCUGUAAUCCACUGAAAUCUGCAAUCAUGUUUGCAGUCUGGUGCGUUUUUAUUUAGCCUGUGUAAAAGAGCACAGCACAAGAACACCUAUCUACCGACUGUUUCGUGAUCUACAAGUCAGCACUGAGACGAGAGCGAAGGAUGACGUGGUGGAGAUGUUGGCUGUCAGCCGUGGUUCCACUGCUGCUGAGUGUGAGUGAAGCUAACGUGGAACAACUCCAAGCUGAGAACCUUCACCUUCUUCUCCCUGAAGAUCACAACACAGUCCUGAACAGUGGGAUGAAAGUGGUUCCCAGAGACUGCUAUGAAAUGCUGAUGGCCUCUUCAGGCCAGGCCAGAGAUGGGGUUUACCUGAUCCGACCACAUCACACCCCCAUUGUGACUUACUGUGCUAUGCAAGAGGGAGGCUGGACCGUGCUUCAGCACAUCACCGUCAACAGCAGCGUCAAUUUUGAUCGCACAUGGGAUGAGUACAAGAGCGGGUUUGGUGAUGUCACUGGUGAUCACUGGCUUGGAAAUGAAUACCUCCAUCAGCUCACUCGUGGCCCCGCCCACUAUAAACUUGGAGUAAAACUCGUAGAUCAAGACGCCGCCACCAAGCUGGGGGAGUACGAUCCAUUUCUGGUGGAGGAUGAGUCAGCAGCAUACAGGCUGAGGCUGGGGUUGUUUCAGGGCACAGCCCAGGACGCUCUGACCCUGGACACAGAGAAUUACCUUCACGACAACCAGAAAUUUACCACCAAGGACAGAGAUAACGACAACUACUUCCAGAACUGUGCCAAACUGGAGUUUCAAGGUGUGGCAGGAGGGGGGUGGUGGUACGAUGCAUGUGCUGGGGCUAAUCUAAACCGCAGGAAUGUUAUUUACUGGAACAAGGACUGCAACAAGGAGCAGCUGUGCAAGUAUGCAUGGAUGAUGGUGAGACCGUCAGACACCGUUAAAGUUAUUUAUAGUGGAGAUGGCAAGAGGGAUGAGCUAUGAAGAAUCUGUGCCACAUCUCAGGCUUUUUAUGCAAAAGCAUCCACGUCCUGGAUGUUAAAUGCAUCACAUUUUAUUCAGAAAUGAUUCAUGACCACAAAAUACUGAAAACAAUCACAAACUUGAAACGCUGCGUAAAAAAAGAUCUGUUUCAGUGUACGCGUAUCAUCUUUGUUAUUCUCCAAAUCAGAAGGCUUCUUGUUUUUUUCAGUUCUUAACUUCAUUAUAACUUAUAUUCACAGAAUUAAGAAAAAUUACAUUUUCUCCCAAAAAUCCUCCACCCUCAAAUAUGUGAAGAUUUGACAUAUUUAGCUCCAGUUAUUAAGAGAAACAAACACUUUGACACCUAAGAAAAACAACAUUCUGAGAAUUAAAGGUAAUGAAACUGUUUUUUUUUUACUUUUUUAUGUUAAAUCUUCCAGUUAUCUUGAUGUAAACACUGACAAUGGUAGAAACGUAGCAGAAAUUCAAAAGUUUGUUAUGCACUGUAAAACAUUACAUGUUGAAUGAAGUUAUUUCAUCUGGUUCCACUGAACCUAGUUGCUUUAAAUGUAAAUAGUAGUAUACAUUUACUUUUACCAUAACAGCGUAUAACUAUGUAUUUUACUCUUAACAUUAGAGCAACUAGGUUUAGUGGAACCAGUUGACAUAAUUUGAUUAAAGAGCAAGUCAACCCCCCUAUCAGAGUCUUACUCCGCCCACAUUCCCUGUUUGAAAAAUGCACCAAAAGGAGAUGCUGCAGCAGUGACACAGACUGUGGGAUAGCCAAUAACGAUGCUAGCUCCUUUGUCUCACAGCAGUCAUUUGAGGUGGAGGAUUUCUCUCCACCUCCUUCACGAGAGGAAGGGGAGGAAGGAAGGUUCUUUGUUGGAAGAGACAAGCAGCGCUGAGGUACAUCGUUUUGAACUGAUGACUCGUGAGUUGCCUAAAGCCACAUGCCAAGGUCAAUGUCGUACUGUACAAGCUAAUGUCACAUUUAGACUCUUAGCAAAUAGCGAGGGCUGAUUCUAAUUCAUAUGUAGUGCAGACCUUUAACCUGAAGAGGGCGCCACUUUGACUACAUGUCUACAGCGAUGUUAGACACUGAUUUAUACAGUUCAGAAGCAAAAAAUAAAUAAAAAAAGACUUGGGGCUGACUUGGUCUUUCAGUAAAAAUCACAUUUUAUUUCUUAAAUUGGGAUGAGCUGAUGCAUCGCCACAAUGACUGUAAGCAGCUGAAUCUACAUUUAAUGAUGUGACAAAUUACUGUGUGUAAGGCUUCAGUGAGCUAAAAACCGUUAUGUUAGCCCUUUGGAAUUAAUACUAUAAACACAAGAUCUGAAGGUUUAAACUGACCUUUGUGUGUUGGAUGGAAGUGCAGCAAAUGAAAAAAUGAAAAAAAUUAACAAAAAAAAAAACAUGGACACACGAUGCCCAAAAUUUUUAUAAAUUCAUGGGAAAUACAUGUAAAUCUAUGCACACUGUCACAAAUUGUGUAAUAAUCUUCUUCCUGUAGACUUGUAGCAGCAAUCCUGUCAGUCCAUAACAGAUCGACCCGUAACACUUCACCUUAUUCAUUCACCCAAGUUGAAGAAUCCCAGUCUGUUGGUGCAAGUGUACAACAUACAAGUUGGACAUUAGUUCAUGUCAGCUUGGAGCUGACUGCAGGGUUCUGCCCACACCAGUAUAGUUUCUCCUCAAGUCGUUUCUUUCUCCACUGGCAGAGCAGCAGCAU